Messenger RNA from Misgurnus anguillicaudatus (oriental weatherfish), 2062 nucleotides. The record is from RefSeq and is a predicted model, not a curated record. NCBI's taxonomy places the organism in Eukaryota, Metazoa, Chordata, Actinopteri, Cypriniformes, Cobitidae.
AUAUCAGGCAUCCUUGCCAUAUACAGAAAACCUCAACACCUCCUUAGGCUCCUAUAUAAGCUGGCUGUAUGACAAGAAUUAAUGCUCUUGAAGCAACUUGUUAUUUCUGAAGACCACGUGGAAGAGACACGGUUGCCAACAAUACAAUACAGACCGUCUUCGACACAAAGAUGUUUUGGGGAAUUCUUUUCAUCAGUCUCUCACUCUGUGAGUGUACUAAAUUUUCUGCAGUAAAGGGCAUAUUUUUAGUUCAAGAUAAAGAAACAUCUGAUUUAUCUGAACAUCAUCCGGAGAGAUUAAGAUAUAAGGCUCGAAGCUGCAAAGAAAUUCAGGAGAAGUACAACAUUAAUGAUGAUGGCCUAUACUAUCUGACCACAGAAAAUGGGGUGAUUUACCAGACGUUCUGUGAUAUGACCACUGCGGGGGGAGGCUGGACAUUGGUGUCUAGUGUUCACGAAAACAACAUGUAUGGAAAAUGCACUGUUGGUGAUCGCUGGUCAAGUGAGCAGGGCAGUGACCCCAACCGUCCUGAUGGGGAAGGAACGUGGUCAAACACAGUCACGUUUGGUACAGCACUGGCUGCUACCAGCGAUGACUACAAGAAUCCUGGAUAUUUUGACAUUGGAGCACAAGAUGUGUCUGUGUGGCACGUUCCUAAUAACGUUCAGAUGGAGCAGUGGAAAUCUGCCUCAAUCCUGCGAUAUCACACUACAUCUCACUUCUUAAGUAACAACGGUGGAAACCUUUUCAGAUUAUUUAAGAAAUACCCAGUGAGGUUUGGAAUAGGGGAGUGUUACAAGGAUAAUGGACCUUCUAUUCCAGUAGUGUAUGACAGUGGUGAUGCAGAAUACACCAAAACCCUUUAUGGUCCCCAUGCAAGAGGUGAAUUUGAGUCUGGGUUCAUCACAUUCAGAGUCUUCAAUCGUGAGAGAGCUGCUAUGGCUGUUUGUUCUGGUGUUAAACCAACUGGGUGUAACACUGAACAUUACUGUAUUGGUGGAGGUGGACACUUUCCAGAGGUCGCCCCUAGACAGUGUGGAGAUUUUGCAGGUUUUGACUGGGAUGGUUAUGGUACCGGUGUAGGCUGGAGUACAUCAAAAAAUCUAAUUGAAGCAGCAGUACUUAUGUUUUAUCGCUGACAAUCUAUUUUCAGAAAAUCAAACCAGACAUAAUUCCAGAAUCAUCAGCAUGCAUGCCUAUUCUGUACUUUAUGUCUUUAUAAGAAUCAAUUAAAUGUCACGAACCCACCCUGUUACAGCAGUGCUUUUUCACACCUCCGAUUUGAAAAAACUUUCCAAAAGGGAACAGCAGUACUGAGAGGUAUGAACAUGUGGAGGACUUCUCCCCCCAGAAUCCCCUGAAUCACACUGUGAUAAGAAUGAGGAAAGUGCAGGUCCACUGUCUUAUCAAUUUAAACCUUUGAACCCUCACGUGCAUACAGGAGAAUGUGAACACAAAGCAGAUGAAGCGCAUAAAAUAACUAUUCAAAGUUUAUCUUGCAUAUUAAUGCUGACGUAUUGUGAUCAAUCAUGGCCAUUGGAAGCAAACAAAGUGGGUGUGUUCAAAACAUUUACAGUUAUCUUGUAUUUUGGCGCCUUUUAUUAGCUUUUAUAGUCUAAAAGCUUUGCUUACCUCAUUGUGUCACGGUAGUGUAUUGGGAGAAAGUAGUAAAGAGUUGAAAUUAUAUGGACUCUAAAUGAGCCAAGUGGAAUGGAUAUAAGGACGCAGCAGCAUGGAAGUCAGGCUGUGGCUAUAAAGCGGAACCCAGUUUAAUUUAUUAUGGCAUUCUUGGGUGGACCUCAAUGAAUACUCUGAACUUACAUCAUUUUACAAUAUAGUGCUUAAAUUAAUUAGUUUAGUUUUUUUUGAGUCAUGAAUCGAUAAUUUUCAGAUUAUCAAAAACAGGGGGUGAAACUAAAGUUAGAAAAUAACUAAAGUUACAAAUAAAGUACUGUAAGGUCUAACAGGUGUAUUAAGGUACAGAAAUAGAAUCAAAUAUAUAAUAACACUGUUUUCCUUAUUCUGUAAAAUUAAUUCUUAAAAUAUUAAAAAAUAUUUUAAU